GAAUAGUGCAAAUGCUCGCAAAACUCGUCGUACCUGUGACUCAGUCGCACUCUCUUGCUCUUGCACUCUUUUACUCGCGCUCUAAUUGGCAAAAUCUCGAUAGUCACAAUUAUCGAUAAUAAGUAUCGCAGCAAUAUCAGUUUUAGUGUCAAACAAUUUGGGAAUUAAAACCAAAAAUAUGACAACAAAAAUGCGUUAAGGCGCUCGCGACAACGAACCAGCGACCAGCAAGCAUGAAACAGUUAAAGACAACUAGACGAAGCAAGCUGAAAAAUUCAUUCAAAGAGCAGUGCCCAAGUGGCAAAAGCAACGCCAACAACAACAACAAAAACCAGACAAAUCACUGUGUGUGCGAGAGUGUGCAAAAGAAAACGAAGAAGCGACGCAACGCGACGCGACUAACUGGCGAAAGAGCGGCGAGAAAACAAAAGCACAUACACACACACACACGCAAGACUCGAAAGCCCAAAGACAGGCAGCAGCGUGUAGAAAUGAGUAAAAACCGUACAAUAAUCAAAAAAUUGAGCGCGCCAGGAAAAGGCACAGGCAGCAAAGCAGAAGCAGAGAGGGGGAGAGCGACAGCAAAACGUCAACGUCGCCGCAUACCGCAAUAUUCGCGCACUCGCCGCCGUCCCGCACACUGUUGCAAUUGUCAAUCAAAAGUAAGCACAGGGUCGCCUGACGCUGCCGCCGUUGCCGUCGCCGCCGCCGUAACCGUCGCCGCCGCCGUUGCUGUUGAGAAAAUGAUCAAAUCAAGCAAAAACGUAGCCCCCAACAACAACAAAAACAGGUGACGUGAAGUGGGGGAACACAACACGACGGCUGUCGCCAGCCUGUACCCGCGCUAUUGUUGAUUACGUACACACAAACACACACCCAUGAAAACAUGCAUAAACACGCGCACGCACACACUCACAAACCCCCAGCAAUAAAUGUGUACAUAUGCGAAUUUUUGCUGACUAAGGAAGGUCUGGGGAGCACCAGCAGCAGCACCAGCAGCAGCAGCAACGAUAACAACAAAAGCAUUUAAAACGUAGAAGCACAGCACAAAACGUAGCAGUGAAAAAAAAAGUGAUAAUAAAAUAAUAAUUGCUACACACGCAUACAUUUGUAUGUACAUGUGUAUGUAUGUGCGAUGUGAUGCGAUCGGCCGAGAGCAGGAGCGCCAAAUGGCUAGAGUUGCCGCAGCUGUCUACACACGAACGAAAGAGGCUCUUCUCUUUGCACGCCAAGCCAUUACACACGAGUGGAGCACGAGCAACCAUGUGGCGACGUAUGCAUCACUUAAUGUUGUGCCUGAUAAAUGGAACUACAAAACCAGGCAACGGACAGACAAUCCAAUCCCUCGAAUCUCAACAGCGCCAGUUGGGGCGAGGCGGGGGCCGCUCUUCGGGCUGUAAAUUAAACGCCAAAGUCAAUACUUAAUUGCUUUGCUCUGGCCGUAAACAUUAUUGUUUAUGUACGUGCGAGUGUGAGUGUAAACAAAUAUUGCGCAAAAAUACGCGCAACAGAGCGAAGAAGAAGCAGCAACAAUUUCGACUCUUUCAACGAAUUCCAAACGCUGGCCAGCAAAAAAAUAUAUCUAUAAAAAUACAUAUAAAAGUAUCUAACCAUAGAUUUUUUACCACUUUUUGCUGGCGCCAGUAAUUUGCAUAAUUAAAGCCGUCGUUCAGAUAGUGAAAUAAGAUAACGAGCUACAGCGGUGGUCAGCAUGAUUUAAAGCGGAGACAUAUUCCAAACACAGCGAAAGAUUUUGAUUGGAAAACAUGCAGGAGACAAACAUGGCUCAGCGGCAUAGGGAACCACAUGUGGCGCUGAACGAGACGCUGCUCAAGGAUCUGGAGAUCACGAGCAGCGACAUACAGGACUUUGUGAAGCUGCUCUUCGAUUUCCAGAAGAAGAAUCACUCGCAGCAGGACGAAUGCCAGGGCUAUUGCCAAGGUGAAAUCUACAACUGGCUGCGUGCGUACAAUGGCAUCCAUGGCUAUGUCUCGCUUUUGAUUUGCAUAUUUGGCACAAUUGCCAAUAUAUUAAAUAUAAUGGUGCUGACCAGAAGGGAAAUGGCCAAGGCGCCCAUUAACAACAUAUUGAAAUGGCUGGCGGUGGCGGAUAUGUUUGUCAUGCUGGAGUAUAUACCCUAUACGACAUAUCAGUACAUCUAUAUGAAGCCAGGCGAAAAGGACUUGAGCUACGCUUGGGCUGUCUAUUUGCUGGUCCAUAUGCACUUUACUCAGAUCCUGCACACAAUCUCGAUUGGUUUGACCGUGACGCUGGCUGUCUGGCGAUAUGUGGCAAUCAGACAUCCGAACGGCAGCUGUGCCAAUUUUCUGCUCGCACAUUCCAGAGAGGCGAUCCUCUUUCCCUUCAUCAUCUCGCCCAUUGUCUGCCUGCCCACAUACUUUGUGUUCAAGGUGCGCGAGACUCUCGAGGUGGAUACCAGAGAGCAUGAAGUCAUGUACCACGUGUACUUUGACGUCGAUUCCAUGCUGUUCAGAUUCAACUUUUGGAUACAUUCCGUGAUCAUCAAGCUGCUGCCCUGUUGCAUUCUUACUGUCAUUAGCCUUGUGCUAAUGCAUGUCCUGUGCGAGGCCUCACGGCGUCGCCUCAAGCUCAAGGACUACGACAAUCCCACCAAGUACGCCAUCCAGCUAAAUCUGAACGAGACCAAGUCCAGGCGACCGCCUCGCUGUGAUCGACGCAACGAUCGCACCACUCUGCUGCUGGUGGCCGUUCUGAUACUAUUCCUGGUCACGGAAUUUCCGCAGGGUCUGCUCGGUUUGCUGUCGGGCGUGCUGGAGAAGUGCUUCUUUGCCCAUUGCUAUCCGCCUUUCGGGGAGCUGAUGGAUCUGCUGGCGCUAAUAAAUGCGGCUGUGGGCUUUGUGCUUUAUGGCCUCAUGUCUAAACAGUUUCGCACCACCUUCAGAUCGCUGUUCUUCAAGCGGCACUUCGGCAGCAGCGAGAUGACACGCCUCACCCGGGUGACCACCACCUGUGUCUAGAAGCGAAUGCCAAGGCGUCGAAGGCGUCCGAUAACGACUCGGACGGAGGCUGAGACGUGCUUCGGGGCUGACUAGGAAGAUGGGUGAAAGAAGAACUUUGAAGUGGUGUGUGGGCAGCUCAAAGAGAUGCCUCUUGAAUUUCUAAAAAAAGAGAGUAAACUUUCAAAAAGUUGAACUGAUGAAACUGUGUGUGCCGGGUAAGGGUAUACCAAACUGUGACCUCUAUGCAGUUGAGCCGACAUUUUUGUAGGGUAUUAAGUGCCAUUUCCAUUUAGCAGACACAUAAAACGAGAGAUUUCAAAUGAAUUUUGCAGUGGUUUAUGAAUUAGAAUUUACUUUGUAACUGUUCCUUAGGCUUACCGAACAUAUACUAUACGAAUAUAUAUAUAUAAAUAUAUUAUAUAUAUAGAGUAUAUGAAUUUAUUUAAAUGUAAACUGAUCUAUUUACGAUUAAUAUGUCAUCUGAGAUAUGCGAGGAACGCCAGCGUUUAUUAACAUUAAUUAACUAAUUAGGAGUUGAAUACCAAUUUUUAUGCACACUUGAAAUAUAUAUGAGAAAAAACAAAACAAAUUAAAUUAAAUUAUUAAAAAAAAAAAACAUUAAUUUAAAAUACGAAAAAGAAUUUGCGUCAAGCGAACUUUGAGCCAGUGAGCCCCUGAUCUCAAUUGUUCGCUUGUCCAUUUGAACUUUUCUAUUUAGUGCUAAGCAGUAUAAAUAAUGCAUUAUUAUUAUUAUUAUUAUUAAUAUAUAAAGUAUAUAUUUAAAUUUAAGUAAAUUAUAGUAUUUAAGGUGCGCAGCUAAUGCAUAUUUAUUGGCUUCUUCAAUUUGUUUAUACGCCGCGCGAGCCAAAACUGAUUUUUAAUUGAGUUUGAACAAGUUCCAAUAAAUGUUCGAUGUGAGUUAAUU
Drosophila novamexicana is the source of this 3906-nucleotide messenger RNA. Its product is annotated as sex peptide receptor. Gene Ontology annotation, biological process: G protein-coupled receptor signaling pathway. The record is from RefSeq and is a predicted model, not a curated record. Lineage: Eukaryota; Metazoa; Arthropoda; Insecta; Diptera; Drosophilidae. The transcript is spliced from 9 exons. Gene Ontology annotation, molecular function: G protein-coupled peptide receptor activity. The coding region runs from base 1767 to 2999 and encodes 410 amino acids. Gene Ontology annotation, cellular component: membrane.